CUCCACCGGGUGUGAGUUGAGUGACGCUAUGGAGGAUCCCGUGCUGAAACUGUCAGCCGAGGACCAGGAGAAGAUCAGGUCAUGGGUUCCCGCGCCGCUGGUUCCGCCCACCCCUAGGGACCAUCCGGCGCUGAACCCGGUUAUCGUUGAUGGCAAGCUCGGUAAAUAUGUGCGUGUGAACAGCCGCGAUCUUCUGAACGUGGCCUCUCACAACUACCUGGGUAUGGUGGGCGAUCCUCGGGUCGAGACUGCCAGCGUCACUGCCCUCAGAAAGUACGGUGUCGGCGCGUGCGGGCCGCGCACCUUCUUUGGAACGGUCGACGUUCACCUGGAGCUGGAGCGCAGCAUCUCAGCGUUUCUGGGCACGGAGGAAACGGCCAUCUACUCGCUGGGGUUUUCCACCGUCAGCUCGGCCAUACCGGCCUAUGCCAAGCCGGGAGACGUUCUCUUUGUGGACGAAUCGGUGCACUUCGCGAUUCAGAAAGGUGUGCAGGUGUCCAAGAGUAAAACCGUGUGGUUCAAGCAUAACGACAUGCACGAUCUGGAACAAAAAAUUCUGGAAGUGAUGCAUAAGAGAGAGGAUGCAAAACCCUCCGCCGCGGCCGCUCGCCACUUCAUCAUAGUCGAGGGCCUCUACCUAAACGAGGGUGACAUCUGCCCAUUGCCAGAGGUGGUGGCACUAGCUAAACAGCACAAGAUUCGCAUCAUUCUGGACGAAAAUGUAUCGAUUGGAGUGCUGGGCGCUCAUGGACGCGGUGCCACCGAACACUUCGGCGUCAAGGUGACGGACAUUGACCUGAUCUGCGGUUCCCUGGAGCACUCGCUAGGGUCGUGCGGCGGCUUCACCAGUGGGUCCUAUCACGUCGUCGAUCACCAGCGGCUGAACGGACUCGGCUAUGUGUUUUCGGCGUCGUUGCCUCCGAUGCUGGCCUCUGCGGCCACCAUGGCUUUGGAGCUGAUCGACAAUGACGUCACGCUGACGUCACGACUGAAGACUGUGUCGGAGAAACUGCAUGCCGCGCUAUCGAAUGUAGAUCGACUGGAUCUGGUGGGGGUGCCCGAGUCUCCCAUCAAACACCUGCGUCUUAAAACGUCCAGCGGAGACAGACAGAAGGACCAGGACAAGCUACAGCGCAUUGUCGACUUUGCUCGCGACGAGGGCGUGCUUCUGACCACUGCCAGCUACCUACCAGAGCAGGAGGUGCACGCUCCGCCACCCAGUAUCCGCGUCAUCGCGGCUGUCUACCUUCUGGACGAGGAGAUACAGCUGGUCAAACGCGCGUUGGAUACGGCCGUGGCCCGUGUGUUCUGACUUCUGAGCACAGUGGUUUGGUCAAAAGAUAGAGAUUGAAGACCGGUGGUCUGUGCGGAAGGGAAAUGUGAUGGAUAAUAUGUUGGUAUGGGCAGGAUGUGUUGUGGGAUUGUGUGGUGUGUGAUUUGAGGACGGAAAUAUACCAAUCUGCUGAAAAGCGUU
Amphibalanus amphitrite is the source of this 1474-nucleotide messenger RNA. Its product is annotated as serine palmitoyltransferase 1-like. Gene Ontology annotation, biological process: sphingosine biosynthetic process; ceramide biosynthetic process. The coding region runs from base 29 to 1312 and encodes 427 amino acids. The record is from RefSeq and is a predicted model, not a curated record. Gene Ontology annotation, molecular function: pyridoxal phosphate binding; serine C-palmitoyltransferase activity. NCBI's taxonomy places the organism in Eukaryota, Metazoa, Arthropoda, Thecostraca, Balanomorpha, Balanidae. Gene Ontology annotation, cellular component: endoplasmic reticulum. The transcript is spliced from 10 exons.